GGCUGACGCAAUCGAAGUCUAAAGCCUGUCGCCUAAACGCAGGCACAUUAAAAUCUGCUACGAAUGCUGGGUGUAAUGCGUUAACUCUGUGAAGUUCUGUAUAAAGUGAAAUAAAAAGCGAGAAAAGUGUGGUGCCUGAUAUGUGAACAAGUGUUUACAUUUUUCUCUUCAACAAGAAUUUGGACAAACUGGCGCCAACAUUUUCUGGCAAAAAAACACCAAACAUGAGGAGGGCACAUGCUGGACAGUUUUAUGAACCAGUUCCUACAAACGUAGACCAUGGAGAUAUUCUGGAAGAAGAAAAUGAAAAGAUGACUGCACUAUUAAGAGACAAGAUUCAUGAUUUGAAAGCUGUUACACUUGAAAUUGGAAAUGAAGUGAAAUACCAGGAGAAACUUCUAAACCACAUGGCAGAUGAUUUUGACAGAACAGGUGGCUUCUUGAAGAACACAAUGAAUCGCGUCGUUCGUCUCGGGAAAGGAAGCCAUAACCAUUACAUAUUGUAUCUGUUCAUUUUUUCAUUUUCAGUCUUUUUUACGCUUUGGUUAGUUCUAAAGAUGAGAUGAGGAUUGUAUUUUAAAAUGGAGAGCUGUACAAAUAUUACUAAAGGAAACAAAAAUAUGGCUAGUAUUUUGGUUUAAACUGUGAUAUACAUGUUUUUGUUCUCAUGUGGAAGGUGGUUGUUGGCUAUGGUAUGCACGGAGUGUGUGUAAACUGUACUAAUACCAUACUGUGUGAAUUCGUAUUGUAUUAUGAAUGUGUAUACUAUAUAUGUUUCAAAAUAUAAAAAUUAUGUUGGAAAUGA
Messenger RNA from Schistocerca nitens (vagrant locust), 805 nucleotides. RefSeq names its product BET1 homolog (gene Bet1). Gene Ontology annotation, cellular component: SNARE complex; Golgi trans cisterna. The record is from RefSeq and is a predicted model, not a curated record. Gene Ontology annotation, biological process: vesicle fusion with Golgi apparatus; endoplasmic reticulum to Golgi vesicle-mediated transport. The transcript has 5 exons. Lineage: Eukaryota; Metazoa; Arthropoda; Insecta; Orthoptera; Acrididae. The coding region runs from base 225 to 566 and encodes 113 amino acids. Gene Ontology annotation, molecular function: SNAP receptor activity.